AUGGUCCGGGCUAUGGUGAUGUGGUUUCUUUUGCCACAGGUUGCUGGUGCCUGGAAAGAGCACGUGCUGGAGCUGCCGGAUGGUGGUCGCUUGGGCCUCUCGACCAGAGGACGCAGCCUGCGAGUGCGGUGGCCACCGGGUGGCGAAGACAUUCGAGAGGUUUCUCCAGCUGACCCCGAUGCAGCAUUUCAUGUUGUCUCCUCAGCAGACGGGGAGGGCAUCGCUGUACCGGAGCUGGGCUCGCUGGCGCUCUCCAAGCAAGGUCUUUUGCAGCUGCGCGACGCCCGCGGCGCGCUGCUCACACAGACAGAGCCGCUGGGGCGCUGCAGGGCGCUGAAAGGGCAGCGGCCGCAGGGUGGACACGUGCUCCGACAAGCGACCUUGGACGCUGGAGCCUGCUGCCAGGCUUGCCUCCAGGAUGGAAACUGCACUGAUUGGUCCACUAGCAGAGGGACUUGUGUUCUCCUCAAAGAUGCGGCAGGCUGGUAUGCCGACGAAGGAGCAAUGGCUGGAAGGCCUGGCUUGAUAAUCUUCAACAGUUCCACAAGAGGACUCUACGGCCGUGGUGCUGGGCCGGCCGAUGCCGAGAUGCUGCUGGCGGAGGGAUCGGCGGUGUCGCUGGCCAACCGCGCGACUUACGUUCCAUAUUUCUACAGUCGCGAUGGCUACGCGGUGUUGGGGCACAGCAACGUCACACACUUCAACAUGAUGGCCGUGAGGUACCAGUCCUUUCCGGAGCAGGGCCGCAUUGCCUGGGCCUUCGAGGGUGCCUUCCAGUUGCACUUCAUGUUGGCUCCCAGCUUGGCUGAAGGCACGAAGGCCUACUAUGCCCUGACUGGGAGACCACCAGUGCCGCCCAGGCACGCCUUCGGGUUCAUGGCCUGCCGCUGGGGCUGGCCGAAUCAGAGGUACUUGGAAGAAACGGUGCAAAGGUUCCGCGAGGGACACUUCCCGCUGGAUUCGGUGAUCCUGGACUUCGAAUGGUUCGCCAACAGUUCGGACUAUGCUUUUACUGAGCAGGGCGAAGCGUGGUACGAAGACUUUGGCUGGAACCCUGAGCUCUUCCCAUCGCCGGCCCAGCAGCUGAAGACCUACCUCUUGGACCAGCAGCUUUUUGUCGCUGGCAUCCGAAAGCCCCGCCUGGGAAACCGACAGCUACUGCACUUGGCCAAGGAGAGAAAGUGGAUUGCACCUGAAGGCGGUCCCGAGACUUAUGCCAAAGGCCGUUGGCUCCGGUUCUCAGACCCAACGAUGCAGAGGUGGUACGCUCAACAGAUGCAGCACUAUGUUGAUAGUGGCAUCUCCUUCUGGUGGAACGAUGAAGGAGAGAACUUCUAUUACACCUAUCAUGAAUGGAAUCUGGCAGAGCAUCAGCUCGAGACUGAGGAGCAUCGAUUCUUUUCGCUGAACCGCGCCUUCACUCCUGGCAUGGCACGCUUGGGCACCGGCGUUUGGACCGGCGAUGUCGGUUCCACUUGGGAGGACCUGAGGAAGACUCCCGGGAUGAUGCUGAACUGGGCUCUCGCCGGUGCGCCGUACGUGGCCUGCGACAUUGGAGGCUUCUUUGGGAACCCGUCCUCCGAGUUGCUGACACGCUGGUUCCAGGUGGGUACAUUCAUGCCUUUAAUGCGGACACAUUCUCACCACGACUCGGUGCCACAUUGGCCGUGGCUCUAUCCUGAUGGAGAGAUCAUGUACCUUGGAGCAAAGCUUGGGGCACCUGGCUCUCUAAGUGUUGGAUGUGUCUCCUUUCACCACUGUUAA
Durusdinium trenchii is the source of this 1764-nucleotide messenger RNA. The record is from the annotation of a GenBank genome assembly. Lineage: Eukaryota; Dinophyceae; Suessiales; Symbiodiniaceae.